UAUCCGAUCUAAAAAUAACACAAAUAUUACAUUUACACUUCAUGCCUAUAAAGGUCACAAAAUUUUUGUUUUACGAAAAAUGUUUGGUAAAAGAAAGCCUGAUAAUUCUUACUUGGUGCCACACAAUUCAAAAAUCAAUUUUGAGCAAAGAUCUGCCUUAAGCGAACACGCCGCAAAUCUAAAGGAAAAUAACUACGAUCGCAGCGUCAUGAAUAAGUGUCCACAUUGUGAAAAUAUGGCCAAGAAUUUUUUAUACUUGGAAAGUUUAAUACGCAACAAUUGCGAAAAGGACCACAAGUGCGGCCUGUGCCAAUCGUCGCUCAAGUAUUUGCAGUACGUUAACAAGAACAUAAUGCAAGUUUUGGGCAACUUCGAUUCGAUUGUGCAUGCUGCACGAGUUUUUUCCUCACAGGUGCCGCCAUCACCGAAAUACGCAGUAAAGAAACCCGAACCCAAGAAUUACAAAUCCGUGCGCUCCGAGGGCGGUGCUAUGCUUACCUCGCAGAAGUCAAUAUCCAAAACUCUCAGGCCCAUCAAAUCGCAGAAGUCAAAGAAAUCAUUAAAAGAAACUAAGACCAUAAAAUCUUCCAAGUCGGGCAAGAGUCUAUCCAAGUCUAAGAAGAAGGCCAUCAAUGCCACAAAGAAAGGCAUCAGUCAUGGCAAAAAGGUUCUAAUAAGUAAAUUCAAGCUCAAGCCAUCCAAAUCACCCAAACUCAAAAAGCAGCUCAGCAACGUCGUUCGCAGCGCCAGCCAGUAUCAUGCCAUGCGUGCCACGCGCUCCAAGCUGGCCAGCAAGUCCAAGCUGCUGAAGAAGCCUCCGCCGACCAGCAUCAACUGGCGCCUGCUCAAACGAAAUCUGCCCCAACGUGGCAUUACAAUUGGUGUUCAAUAGAUCGAUGUGCAACUAGUACGUUAAAUUGAUUUCAUGAUGGCCUAACAACAAUUAAAUUCUUUGUUUAUCACA
Drosophila grimshawi is the source of this 964-nucleotide messenger RNA. RefSeq lists its product as uncharacterized. Bases 80 to 892 code for a protein of 270 amino acids. The transcript has a single exon. NCBI's taxonomy places the organism in Eukaryota, Metazoa, Arthropoda, Insecta, Diptera, Drosophilidae. The record is from RefSeq and is a predicted model, not a curated record.